Molecule: messenger RNA, 2661 nt
Organism: Phodopus roborovskii (desert hamster)
Lineage: Eukaryota; Metazoa; Chordata; Mammalia; Rodentia; Cricetidae
Product: zinc finger protein 54-like
Biological process (GO): regulation of transcription by RNA polymerase II
Cellular component (GO): nucleus
Molecular function (GO): DNA-binding transcription activator activity, RNA polymerase II-specific; RNA polymerase II cis-regulatory region sequence-specific DNA binding
Source: RefSeq, a predicted model, not a curated record
GGGUCCUCGGGGACCUGAAAACUCCGGAGCCGCAGUCUCCGCGCGGGGCGGCCUGGGAAAGUCACAGUCAGCAGCGCAGUGGCGGGAACCGCAGCCCGGCGGCCCUGGAACCUCCCAGAAAACUCAGAGAAAAACAAUAAGAAGAAUGAAUUCUUCUCUGGUAAAUGCUCCCCAGAAUCUGUUAUCAUUCAGGGAUGUGGCUGUGGACCUCUCACAAGAGGAAUGGGAAUGUCUAGACUGUGCUCAGAGGGCUUUGUACAUGGAUGUGAUGUUGGAGAAUUACAAAAAUCUAGUUUUUGUGGAGAACCAUUGCAUAUGUGGUAAAUAUGAGACGGUUAUGGAUCAAGGUACAAAGCACAUUGUCCAGGGUCAUAUGGAUAUCCAAGAAAAGCAUUCCCAAUAUAAUGGACUUGGAAAAGUUAUUCAUGAAUCUUCUGAAAGUACACCAUAUGACAGAAAGGACAUUGCAGAAAACUGCGAGGACUGGUUUUUUAACCACAGAGACGCCUCUGUUGAAUCAUUAAACACAGACAGACAUAAAAGUGAGGACACUGGAGAAGAACCUUACAAAUACAGAGAAAGUGUAAACUUUUUAGAUUUGUGUUCCAUCACUAGUCAAAAUCAAAGACUCCACACAGGAAAAGAAGAACACAAAAAUACAGAGUAUGGUAAAAGUUUUGACUCUAAAUGUGUACUCACAGUGAGAGCCACUAGUGCAAAGAAGCCACAGCAAUGCAAGAAAUGUGGGAAAUGGUUCAAGAUGUACUCAAGCCUCAGUAAACAUCAGAGAGCUCAUACUAUAAAGAAAUCUUAUAAAUGUACAAAAUGUAGUAAAUCUUUUCUGUAUAUGUCCCAUCUCAAAGUUCAUUACAAGAUCCAUUCUGGAGAAAAACCUUACAAAUGUACUGAAUGUGGUAAGUGCUUUUUUCAUGCAUCACACCUGGAAAGACAUUACAGAUUCCACACUGAAGAGCAUACUUACAAAUAUAGUGUUUGUGGCAAAUCCUUUAUCUGCUGUACAGGUCUUAUAAAACAUCAGAAAACUAGUGGAUGGGAGAGGCUUCCUGAAUGUAAGCAAGGUACUAGAGUGUUCUAUACAUGGUCACACCUUGAAUACCAUGGUAGAACCUACACAGGGGAAAAACUUUAUAUAUGUAAUGAAUGUGGCAAAUCCCUUUAUACAUUUUCAGGUCUUAAAAGACAUCAGAGAAUCCACACAGGGGACAAACCAUACAAAUGUAAUGAAUGUGAGAAAUCCUUUACCCAGAAUGUAAGUCUUAGAACUCAUCAGAGAAUACAUACAGGAGAGAAACCAUACAAGUGUAAUGAAUGUGACAGAUCCUUUACCAGGAAAUUCUAUCUUAGAACUCAUCAGCGAAUACAUACAGGAGAGAAACCUUACAAGUGUAGUGAGUGUGAUAAAUCAUUUACUCAGAAAAGCAAUCUUAGAAGUCAUCAGAGAAUACAUACAGGAGAGAAACCUUACAAAUGUUGUGAAUGUGAGAAUCUCUUUACCUGUGGCUCUCAUCUUAGAAGACAUCAGAGAAUACAUACAGGAGAGAAACUUUACAAAUGUAGUGAAUGUGAGAAAUCCUUCAUCCAUGGUGCAGAUCUUAGAAGACAUCAGAAAGUUCAUACAGGAGUUAAACCUUACAAAUGCAGUGAAUGUAACAAAUCCUUUACCCAGAAGGGCAGUCUUAGAACUCAUCAGAGAAUACAUACCGGAGAGAAACCUUACAAUUGCAGUGAAUGUGACAAAUCCUUUAUCAGGAAAUUCUAUCUUAGAACUCAUCAGAGAAUACAUACAGGAGAGAAGCCUUACCAGUGUAGCGAAUGUGGCAAAUCCUUUUCCCAGAAGUUUAAUCUUAGAGCUCAUCAGAGAAUUCAUUCAGGAGAAAAGCCUUACAAAUGUAGUCAGUGUGAGAAAUCUUUUAUUCAGAAAGCCAACCUUAGAACACAUCAAAGAAUUCAAGGAGAGAAACCUUAUGAAUGUCGUAUCUUUACUUGUCUCUCAAGUCUAAGAAAACACCUGAAAAUUAAUACCUGGGGAGAAAAGUUUCCAUGGGAAACUUUGUCAUGUGCUUUGUCCAAGCUCUGUCCUUAGCUACACUUGAAGCUUCACACUGUAGACACAUUAUGAACAGGCGAAACUUGUGAAAUUCUUUAAAACGUUUAAUCUUGGAAACCAAGAGGUUAUGUUGAGGGAAAUUAUAAAUAUGUGACAAUGUAGGAAAUUUUGCUUUAAACCUUUUACUUGUUCAACCUCACAUACUUCAUAAUGAAGUUAACACAGAGAAGACUGAAAAAAAAAUGCUCUUGUGUAACAGUUUCCUAGAGACUGAAGUGAUCCACCCUGAGAGGAAGCUGAUUAAGGCCAGAAAUACAUCACUCAAAAUAACUUCAAGAAAUACCUGAAACUGACAGGAUUCAGUGUGCUUCACUCAAAUGAAGAAAGUCAGACAAAGCAUACCCCUUAGAAGAUUUGGCAAAUUGAGUCACCAAACCUGGAUACUCUUUAACCUGUAGAUAUUCCUAUGUUUGCUCUGUGUAUCCAAUAUUCAUUAGGUGUGUCCCAUGCUGGUUGAAUUUUGCUCUGGUAAAGCACCCCUCCCCCAUAUUUCUGUAAGAAAGACAAAUAAAGAUGAUUGGCUCAACAAGUUA